UGAAAGUAAAAACUCAAAAUUCCUUUUUAUUUUAGCAAACAAUUUAUAUAACACACGUAGAAAAGUUGAUGAAACAUUUACUUUAUAAAAAUCGGCACAUCACACAAAUUGACUAAAAAAUGGAACGAGAUUACAUACGAAAACUGUCUGAACCACCUCCUUAUUACGAAUCCACAACAAUCUCUGUGCAGCAACAACCAGAUUUUAGAAUUACACCUCAAUAUCAAAACAGCAAUCAACCCCAGCAAUUUUAUCCUUCAGCUCCUUUGAUUGGAAAUUUACCUUACGCAAAUCCUUAUCAAACAACCGGCAUUGUAACUCAACAAUCUGUGGCAGUUAAUAUUAAACAAGUUCCAAGUAGUUAUAGUGCAGCUGCGUGGUUAACAUGUUUGUUUUGCUGUUGCCCUCUUGGACUUUUGUCAGUUAUUUAUUCUAAUGAGGUCACCACAGCUAUUUUAUUAGGAGACAUGACUAGAGCACAAGUUGCUUCUCAAUCUGCUAGAAACUUUGCCAUUGCAGCUUUGACUAGUGGAAUUGUUAUCAUAAUUACAACUAUAAUUUUAGUAGUUGGGAUUUAAAGUUUAUCGCUCUUUUUACUUUAAUUUUGUAAACUUUUAUAUACUAAAAAAUGGGUUCAAUGA
Messenger RNA from Hydra vulgaris (swiftwater hydra), 641 nucleotides. Its product is annotated as proline rich transmembrane protein 1B. The record is from RefSeq and is a predicted model, not a curated record. Gene Ontology annotation, cellular component: membrane. NCBI's taxonomy places the organism in Eukaryota, Metazoa, Cnidaria, Hydrozoa, Anthoathecata, Hydridae.